Molecule: messenger RNA, 1473 nt
Organism: Gymnogyps californianus (California condor)
Lineage: Eukaryota; Metazoa; Chordata; Aves; Accipitriformes; Cathartidae
Product: solute carrier family 12 member 2-like
Biological process (GO): sodium ion transmembrane transport; sodium ion homeostasis; chloride ion homeostasis
Cellular component (GO): membrane
Molecular function (GO): sodium:potassium:chloride symporter activity; ammonium channel activity
Source: RefSeq, a predicted model, not a curated record
AUGGAGGGGAAGCAGCCCAGCUCUGUGAAGCAGAAGACGGUUACUGAGUUUAGGGCCAUGAGUGAAGAGCCAUACUUGGAGGACAAGGAUGCGGCAGCAGGCGGUGCAGAACCGGCCGUGGCAGUCGACAAUGUGCUGAGCAGACCGCUGGGUCCCACGCCGAGCCAGAGCCGCUUCCAGGUGGACCUGGUCACCGAGGGCUCCGGCCGUCCAGCAGAAGCGGCCAAAAAGGCGGGCAGGGAAAGCAGCAUGCUGUGGAAGAGCAGUGAGGAAGCCAAGGGCAGGUUUCGGGUGAACUUCGUGGAUCUGUUAGCUGGCGAUGAGACCCCAGGGGAGUCUGGCGGCAGUGGUUCGGAGGGCGGCAACAUCAGCUUGCAAAACGGCGGUGACGCAAUGCUGAGCGAGGGCAGCCUCCACUCGGGGGGCGGCACCGACCACCACCACCACCACUACUACUACGAUACUCACACUAACACCUACUAUUUGCGCACCUUCGGCCACAACACCAUGGACGCUGUGCCCCGGAUAGACCACUACCGCCACACGGCUGCCGACCUGGGAGAGAAGCUCAUCCGGCCUAGUCUGGCCGAGCUGCAUGAUGAGCUGGACAAGGAGCCCUUUGAAGAAGGCUAUGCAAAUAGAGAGGAAGGAAUGCCAACUGGGGAAGCAGUUGCCGCUUAUAUACCAGAUAGCAAAGGAGUAGUCAAGUUUGGCUGGAUAAAAGGUGUAUUGGUACGAUGCAUGUUAAAUAUUUGGGGUGUGAUGCUCUUCAUCAGACUAUCGUGGAUUGUAGGACAAGCUGGGAUAGGUCUGUCUGUUGUAGUUAUUGCAAUGGCCACUGUUGUGACAACUAUUACAGGACUGUCUACUUCAGCAAUAGCUACAAAUGGGUUUGUAAGAGGAGGAGGAGCAUAUUACUUAAUUUCCAGAAGUUUGGGACCAGAAUUUGGUGGUGCCAUAGGUCUAAUUUUUGCAUUUGCCAAUGCUGUUGCAGUAGCAAUGUAUGUUGUUGGUUUUGCAGAGACAGUUGUGGAGCUGCUCAAGGAAAAUGGAACAAUGAUGGUCGAUGAAAUGAAUAACAUCAGAAUCAUAGGAGCUAUCACAGUAGUUCUAUUGCUGGGUAUUUCCAUUGCAGGAAUGGAAUGGGAAGCCAAAGCACAGAUAGUUUUAUUGGUGAUCCUCAUACUUGCUAUUGGAGACUUUGUCAUCGGGACAUUUAUUCCUUUGGACAAUAAGAAGCAUAAAGGUUUCUUUGGUUAUAAAGCUGAAAUAUUUACAGAGAACUUUGGACCAGAUUUCCGAAAUGAGGACACUUUCUUUUCUGUAUUUGCUAUUUUCUUCCCUGCUGCAACCGGCAUACUUGCUGGCGCAAAUAUCUCAGGUGAUCUUGCGGAUCCUCAGUCAGCUAUACCUAAAGGAACGCCGUUGGCCAUCUUAAUUACUACUUUGGUUUACAUAGGAAUUGCAGUAUCU